Lolium perenne is the source of this 664-nucleotide messenger RNA. Its product is annotated as thioredoxin-like protein Clot. Lineage: Eukaryota; Viridiplantae; Streptophyta; Magnoliopsida; Poales; Poaceae. Gene Ontology annotation, molecular function: protein-disulfide reductase [NAD(P)H] activity. The record is from RefSeq and is a predicted model, not a curated record. Gene Ontology annotation, cellular component: cytosol.
AAGUCGGCCGUGUCUCUCCCCAAAUCAACCCCAUCUCCAAGCAAGCUUCCAUCGCCGCUACUCCAAUCUCCAAUCCAAUCCAAGCCCAGGGCACGCGCGCGAGGCGGGGGAGAUGACGGUGACCAAGGUGGACGCGGCCCUCGACAACUUCGACGACCUCUUCGCCAGCCACUUCGCCGCCGCCGCCGACGGCGGCGGUAGCAGCAGCAGCAACGCCGUGAAGCUGCUGCUCUUCCUCGCCGACCGCGAGCCCUCUUCCAACCUCACCUGGUGCCCCGACUGCAAUGUGGCGGAGCCGGUGAUCUACCCGAAGCUGGACGCGCUGGAGGGCAGGGACGUGGUGCUCCUCCGCGCCUUCGUCGGCGACAAGCCCACCUGGAGGGACCCGGCCCACCCCUGGAGGCUCGACCCGCGUUUCCGCCUCACCGGCGUGCCCACGCUGCUCCGCUGGGACGCCUCCAAGGGCGAGGCCACGGCCAGGCUCGGGGACGACGAGGCUGGGGUCGCCGACAAGAUCGACGCCCUCCUCCUGCUCGAUUGAAGUUCUGAUAUCUCUUCCUGCGCUAUCAUCGCUGGAUGAACAAACUAUGUGUGAUCCCGAGCGUUCGUUAAACCUGAACAUGCCCGCUGCUGAAAUAAAUAGAAACAUGGAAUUCGGCGAUAA